This is a messenger RNA of Coregonus clupeaformis (lake whitefish), 1945 nucleotides long. RefSeq names its product probable G-protein coupled receptor 34. Gene Ontology annotation, molecular function: oxysterol binding; G protein-coupled receptor activity. The record is from RefSeq and is a predicted model, not a curated record. Gene Ontology annotation, biological process: G protein-coupled receptor signaling pathway. Gene Ontology annotation, cellular component: membrane. The coding region runs from base 128 to 1126 and encodes 332 amino acids. The transcript is spliced from 2 exons. NCBI's taxonomy places the organism in Eukaryota, Metazoa, Chordata, Actinopteri, Salmoniformes, Salmonidae.
CUGAGAGUGGAGUGGAGCGGAGGGCAGAGCAGCUACCCAGGUGAUUGAUCAGAGUGCGUCGUCCUUGUGAUUCAGCUUGUGUAUCGGCCAGUGGGACUAGAUUGAAUACCACCCUGUUAGUGGGACGAUGAGGCAACUAGGAGACAACUCCAGUGGGCUUGAUGUGAACGGCACCUCCUGUGAGAUCCAUGACAGCAUCCUCUCUCCUGCCUUACAAAUUCUCUACUCAAUAAUCUGCUUCUUCGGCCUGGUCAGCAACACCAUGACCAUAUUUGUGUUCUUCCUGAGGAAGCACUCCGACUCGUCCAUGGCUGUGUACAUGAACCACCUGGCUAUGUCUGACUUCCUGCUGGUGUUGUGUCUUCCCCUGCGGGUCUACUACCACAACAGCCCGGGCCCCUUCUACCUCUGCAAGGUACUGGGCGUCUUCUUCUACAUUAACAUGUACGCCAGCAUCCUGUUCCUCAGCCUGAUCAGCCUGGAUCGCUACCUGAAGAUCAUCAAGCCUGUGUGGGUCCUGAGAAUCCACAGGGUGAGGUGGAGCCACCGGGCGUCCUUCUCUGUGUGGGCAGGUCUGGUCCUGGUCAUGCCUCUUUUUUUCCUCAGCAACAACAGGCAGCACCCCUGUGACAGGAUCUGCUUCCACUUCCACCACAAAGGUCUUCUGGGGGGCGUGGCCAACCUCACCGUGGUGACCUUCUUCUAUUCUAUCUUCCUCCUCUUCAUCUGCUUCUACGCCAGGAUAACCACCAAGCUGAGGAACAUGUCCUUAGGCAACCAGGACCCCAAGGCCCAGCGGAGGAAGAGCAGGGUGAUCCUGAAGACUUUUGUGGUGCCGGUGAUCUUCACGCUCUGCUUCCUGCCGUACCACCUGGUGCGAGUGCCAUACGUGCUGGCCCAGAUGGAUGUGAUCCAGGCCCUGGGCAGUAAGCAGAUUCUCCACAUCCUCAAUGAGCUCACUCUGAUGCUGUCUGCCCUCAACAGCUGUCUGGACCCCAUCAUCUACUACUUCCUGUCUUGCACCUAUAGGAGGACCAUCCUGUGUGCCCUGCAGGGGCAGUUCAAGACCAUGUACGCUGUUAACAGCAGACGCAUCAGUAUUAACCGAUCUAUUACAGAGAUAUAGAGCUACAGUAUCUAAGGCAGGCAAUUUUAACAUUUUGCACAAAUUAAUUUGGAUAAUGGACAUUAAACAAAGUUGGAUUAACUGAAAAAGAUAAUGUAUAAUAUGUGUUAAUACUGUUGAUACUAUUGACUCUAUAAAAUAAAGUAUAGGAUAUUAUUGAAUGUCCUUUACGAAAGAUAUAUAUAAAUAUGAACUCUUGUUAUCAAUUUCUUACUGGACUUUGUAUAAUUGUUGGUCCAGUAAGAAUGUUUUUUAUUUAUUUAUUAGAAUUUGUGCAUUCUUUUUUGUUUGAGUAUGUUACUCACACUUAUGGAGGGUGGCCUUAGGUUCUCAUGGGUAAAAGGGCAAUAUACAACAUUACCCUUUAAAUGUCUUACACACAAGGAAUUCCCCAAGAUGAGUAUGCUGUUUCAUUUCAUUUCAAUGACCUACAUACUCACCUGAAGGCCACAAGAUACGUGUAGUCGCAAAACGUCUAUGUUGGCAGAAAAUGUAUUCAUUAAAUUAAGUACACUGACAAAGGCUGCUAUGACCAUGUUGUGACAGUCUUGUGCACUUUUAAAAAUAAUGUUUUUUCUGCCAUGGGAUCAAUACAUUUAUAUUUUCACACAAUAGAGAACCAUUACGUUUAUUUGUGGAGGUAUUUGCCUUUUACAAUUGCAUUAGUUAAGUUCAUCAAAGUUACUUUCAUUUGAAGAGUUUAUUUCCAAAAUGCUAUAUCCACCAAUUUUCACAUUUGUGUCACUCUGGAUGAGAUCAUCUGCUAAAUGACUAAAAUGACAUUUACAUUUUAGUCAUUUAGCAGAUGCUCUUAUCCAG